AAGCAUGUGUCCUCAAGCGUAGGCUGCAGAGGCUGGCCACUGGCCGGAGAGCUCGGGCGGCAGGACAGCAUCAGGGAGCAUGAGUUCCAAGUCGAACUCCGUGGGGGUCAUCGGAGCCCCCUUCUCCAAGGGACAGCCUCGAGGAGGGGUAGAACAAGGCCCUUCAGCACUGAGAAGAGCUGGCCUGCUGCAGAAACUGAAAGAACAAGAGUGCGAUGUGAAGGACUAUGGGGACCUGUCCUUCGCGGAUGUCCCUAAUGACGUCCCCUUUGGAAUUGUGAAGAAUCCCAGGACCGUGGGGAAAGCCACAGAGCAGCUGGCAGGCGUGGUGGCCGAGGUGCAGAAGAGCGGCAGAGUCAGCGUCGUGAUGGGCGGAGACCACAGCCUGGCGAUUGGUACCAUCUCUGGCCAUGCCAGAGUCCACCCGGACCUCGGUGUCAUCUGGGUCGACGCUCACACAGAUAUCAACACUCCUGUGACCACCACCAGCGGGAACUUGCACGGCCAACCUGUGUCCUUCCUCCUGAAGGAACUGAAAGGAAAGAUCCCAGAGGUGCCGGGCUUCUCCUGGGUGACACCCUGCCUGUCUGCCAAGGACAUCGUGUACAUUGGCUUGAGAGACGUGGACCCUGGGGAGCACUGCAUUGUGAAAACCCUGGGUAUCAAGUAUUUUUCAAUGACUGAAGUAGACCGAUUGGGAAUCGGCAAGGUGAUGGAGGAAACGCUGGCCUAUCUACUAGGAAGAAAGAAAAGGCCAAUUCAUCUGAGUUUUGAUGUGGACGGGCUGGACCCUUCCAUCACGCCUGCUACCGGCACACCUGUCGUGGGAGGCCUAUCUCACCGGGAAGGCAUCUACAUCACAGAAGAGAUUUACAAGACAGGGCUGCUCUCCGGGCUGGACAUCAUGGAGGUGAACCCAGCGCUGGGGAAGACCCCAGAGGAGGUCACUCGGACCGUGAACACAGCGGUGGCAGUGACGCUGUCUUGCUUUGGGGUGGCUCGCGAGGGUAACCACGACCCUCAGAAGGACUACUUUUCACCCCCCAAGUAAAUGUGGAAACACGGAAACCUCACAGCUAGUAACAUAAUUAGCCACCUAAUAAUUUAUUUAAGCCUGUAAUUAGCCUCCCAAAGAUGUUUUUUUCCCCCAAAUUGUUCCCCAACUUGCAUGACGAUGUCCUCU
Octodon degus (degu) is the source of this 1183-nucleotide messenger RNA. RefSeq names its product arginase 1 (gene Arg1). Gene Ontology annotation, molecular function: arginase activity; manganese ion binding. The record is from RefSeq and is a predicted model, not a curated record. The transcript is spliced from 8 exons. Gene Ontology annotation, cellular component: nucleus; cytoplasm; cytosol. The coding region runs from base 80 to 1051 and encodes 323 amino acids. NCBI's taxonomy places the organism in Eukaryota, Metazoa, Chordata, Mammalia, Rodentia, Octodontidae.